Molecule: messenger RNA, 3229 nt
Organism: Morone saxatilis (striped sea-bass)
Lineage: Eukaryota; Metazoa; Chordata; Actinopteri; Moronidae
Gene: mtfr1l
Product: mitochondrial fission regulator 1-like
Exons: 8
Coding region: 248-1219 (323 amino acids)
Biological process (GO): aerobic respiration; mitochondrial fission
Cellular component (GO): mitochondrion
Source: RefSeq, a predicted model, not a curated record
AGAUCGCAGGAAAGGGAGGCGCAGGUUUCCGGCCUAAUGAACGACAACACAAGUGUGAAAGACGAAGAGGAGAAGAGCUAAACACUGAACGGGUCAGCUCCACAUUAUCCAACCACAACCUGCCAUGCUCUAACUAAUCACUAAUUUAUAUCUCAAGAGUUGGCAGUCGUACUGGCAUGGCAUCUGUUUGCUGAACUGCUCCAUCUUGUCUGCUAGCACCAAACACUGGUGUGCAACUUCCCCGUGAAUGAGACUGACCCACGCCACCAUGGAAACAGAAACAGAAGUUAUUCCUAUCUGGCAGAAUAAGCCUCAUGGAUCCACCCGCAGUGUUGUGAGAAGAAUAGGGUCCACUCUUCCGCUCAAACCUCCACAAAGGGCAUGUUUCCAGGAACUGCCCGGCCUGCCCGCUCUUCGGCCUAUGGACGGCCCCAUGGUUCCUACCUUGGCAGACAUAGCAUGGAUUGUUGCAGAUGAAGAAGAGACAUAUGCCAGAGUGCGGAGCGACAGUCGCCCUCUGAAACACGAAUGGCGGCCCACGCCUCUCCUGGUGCUCCACAGGAACUCAUCUGUGCCCAACUUCCGCCGCGAGGGUAAAAGGAUGGAGGGGCUCAAGAAGCCCGGGGUGACGGCGCUGAACCGCACUACCGCCCUGCAGGACGAGCUCAGCAGACUUCGUGCACAGAUCGCCAAGAUUGUGGCGAGUGAUUCUGGCUCCAACCCCCUGACCCCUGACCUGCUCUCCCCUGACGACACAAGUAUGAGCUUCUCCAUGGCGCCUUUCGAGACGGUGCCCUACCAGCCGGCCGCCACAGCUGCCGCUUCCUUUGUCAUCAGCGACGUCACGGAGGAAGAAGAGGAGGAGGAGGAGGAGGAGGAAGAGGACGAUGAGAAAGAUGUGGUCUCUGUGGUGUCAGAGCUUGUCCCUGACCCUCUGCCGCCUGUUUCCAUGACGGCAUCUGCGACCUUUGACCUGGACAGACCCAGCAUGGACUUCCGCGAGGCAGAGGAGGAUACGGUGUCGUUAUCAAAGUCCACCAGCUUUGCUGACGUCAUGGACAUCCUGAAGGACAUGAACCGCAUGAAGAUGAGCAAAGACAGGUACAACAGAGGCUGUACGUCCCUCAGAGAGGAGGACUCAGCCUCUCUGAUUUCAGAAGCUCUGAGGAAAAAGUUUGUCCUGAAGGAAGAAGACACUGCUGCUAUGAAACGGAAGUAGCCUCGUCACGUGUUUAUCAUCAAUACCCAAUCCUGCUGCUCCAUGCCUUUGCCUGUGGAAUAUGUACCCAUGGAUCCACAACCUUGCUCCUCAGACCCGAGGCAAUAGCUGUCUGCCAGAGUUAGAACAAAAAAAAAAAAAACACUUUGUCCCAGACAUCUAAAACCAAAUGUGAACUUCACAGCGCUGGUGCAGUGCGAGGAGGAACAGCCAAGUAUCCAUAACUAUAAUCAGUUUCUGCACUGCAUCGCAUACUGCAAACAGUUUAUUUAGUCUAAAAUGGCUUUUAUGUUUAAAUUUAUUUUGAAUGAGGACUCAGCAGACUGGUUCCAUUGCUGUUCAGAAACUUGCUCUCUGUGCAGGAUGUUUUAGAUGCAUAUCUUGAUUAUGUUAUAGCACAUUGUGGAGCGACUGACACCCAAACAAUACGUUUUUUUGGACUUAAAUUGAGGAAUGUUCCUUUUAAAAAAAGCCUUUUAUCCAUACUGCUAGCAAGUCCUUUUCUGCUUUUGAAGUUUCCACAGAACAGAUGCAAAUACAAAUUUUAUUUUUUAUUUGUUUUUGCAGUUAUGUAAAGAAGUCUUCUAACAUACUUGAAAAGAUUUUAUGUACAAAUGAAACAGAUCUAGUGUACAUGCAGAGACGUACUGUAGCUUAUUACAGUGUGUAUGGGGGAAAAUAACGUUGCUGUUUAAUAUUUGCAUUACAGUACUGAGUUUGUAUGUCGCUUGCUCCACUGCACCUCUUAUGCCUGUCCUCCUGUUUGUGAUUAACAUAUAGAUUGAUAGUCACUGAACCAAAGGACACUGAAUUCAAAACCCAAACUGAAAGGUAUGCAAGACUAUGCUGACGAUAUAGUUUGAAGUUUGAGGUGUAUAAAUCAAAAGAAUACUUUAUGAAGUGUGUGAGUUUGUAUUUCCAGUAAAAGCAACAGAUACAAGCCUGUAGAGAUCUUUUUUGACACACAUUUCCUGGUAUGUAGAAUGUGCUGGUGGGUAGGUGAAACCACAUUUAUGAUGUUUCUCAACGACAUUAAAGAGGCGAUUUAAGUUUGGGCUGAGAUAACUGAGCUUUGUCAAGAGUUUGGGUAAAAUGCUUGCGUGAGUCAUGUUGAUAACAAUCAAUAUCCUUGUUGACGCCUUACCACAGAUGUUUUUGCCUGUUUCCAAUGCCUGAUUUUUAUUCCCACACUGGUUCAAGUGCCAUGGGUUUGUUUUAACCAACCCCACCCCUCAUUGCCUGCCCUUUCCCGAAUGUGCCCUCCAUCCUCAUCUUUACGAAGCUUCCCAUGUUUUCAUCUCACAAAACUUACACACAUAUAUAUAUAUAUAUAUAUAUAUAGUGAACGGUGAUGUUAAGGACCAGUUGUGUGUGUGUGUGCACUGCACUGCACUGCAUUGUGUAUUGCUGGAUGUUUGUUAAAAAUAACCCCUCAAAAGAGAAGACUUGCUGUUAUGUCCGCACACGUCACUCCCACUCAUUUUUUUAUCAUCUCUCACAUUUAUGCCUGCGGGACUGGGAAUCCUUUAGUGUAGUUUUGCAGUGUGAAAAGUUGAUGCUAAGUUAUCUGUUUGGAUUGAACAAGAAUGUGCUCAUCUGUGUGUCGCUGUAUGCAGUGGAGUUAAAAAGUGUGUUUUCUAGAAUUGGCCAUCACCUUGUCUUUCGGUGAUUUUUCUCAAUUUUUUGGUCAAUCGAGUACAAAUUGAUUAGCUGAGAAAACAACUAUAUGCAAAUUUAAAUAUAUAUACGUAUUCACUGUAUGUCUGUACUUGAGAUGUUGAACCUUAUAAAGCAUACUCUGCCAACUGCAUCACCAGUCCUGACAAUAAGAUGAGAGGAGAAUUUAGUUGAUGAGGAUUUUCCACUUUGUAUUUUUUUCUCUAGUUUCAGGGUUACUCACCAUUGCACCUUCGUGUAGGAUUGAGCCCACCACCACCAAACCAUUUGUGUGUUUGUUUUUUGUUAUGCGAGGACUUGUAAAUAAAGAUUGGCCGAUGUUUUGAAACUGUC